AGUUUUCAUCAAGAAACAACAAGCAAAUGCACAGGAUGUGGAGCAACAACUGCUGCUUUAUUCCUUCCCUGGUGAGGAAUACCGCAAGCCAAAGCGUGCUAACUCCCAGCUCAGAUGGGGAGGACGAAAGGAACCAUUUAGCACUUGCUAAAUGAAAAGGUAAAAAAAAAAAAAACAGCAGGAAAAAUGCGCACUAAUUUGUCGAACCCAAGGGCCCUUGCCUGGCCUCUGAGAGUUGUAGGUAAUGGGCCAGAGGGGAAGAUCUUGUUCUUAAACACUUUAAUACUCUGACUCUGCCCUCAGCGCAGAGGCAUCGCGCUGGCGUUUCAGACCGCGCGUGCCGGUGCCUGCCCUGUCACCUCCUCCCUGCGUAGCGGCCGGUGCCGAGAGCAGUGAAGGUUGUUCGGAUCGAGAGGGAGGGGAAAGACGGAAGCUACAACUUCGCAUCUGCAGCUCGUACGUGUUUGUGCUAGGCUUCCGUCCGCUUUUCGGGCGGGACGUGAGCCUGGGACGCCAACGCGGCUGUGGUCAAGGUUUGAAAGGUAGCGCUGGAUCUGUUAGAGACCUCGGAGGUCUCUUCUGAGCACGUUUCAGUGCAAAAAGCAGAGACCUUUUACCAGAAAACCGUGAAUCUGAAAAUUCGUGACAAAACUUCGUGCCAUGUUUUUAGAGCGUAAAGAACUGGCAUUGGGGAUGUUUGUGUACUUAAUUGCAAAUUCUUCUUCUGAAAAGAAAACAAAGUGUUUCACCCUCAUACCAACUUAAAUAAUAAUUCUUCUGUCCUGUGAUAAACUGCAAUGUUCCUCGUAUAUGCUUCAUCCUUUCCCGAAACUCCUGUUGGUGCACAAACCUCCAGUUUCUCUGCUGUUAACUCUUCGUUAGUCCAUUUGGAGGAGAGAGACAGGAUGGCUGAGGCUUGCAGGAAGAAAAAGCGUCUGUUCAGCUCAGAUCUGAGGAAGGUGCUGGUCUCGCGUCUGGCAGAGGAGCUUCUCCCGAAGACCGUUACCGGGUUUUAAUAGGCGAUCCCGCCACGGGAGACCACACACGGCUCUCAGUGCACCGCUUGAAAUUUCCAAGUCGUUUAAUACUUUGGAGAGUUUUAAGAAUUCCUGCCGACGCCUUUCCUGUAGAAAACCAUGCCCUACCGCCGAGCCCUUCGCCUGGUCCUGCUAACGCUGUGCGGCGUCCUGGUCCCCGCGGGGCUAGCAGCAGAGUACCCGCAGGGCCCGGUGCCCACGCUGUGGAACGAGCCGCCCGAGCUGCCCUCGGGAGCCGGCCCCUUCGACGCCAGCACCGCCGGCGCCCGGCUCCCCGACACCACCGGCCUCCCGCCGCGCACCGCCGAGCUGGAGCCUGAGGACACCACCCACCUGCACCGCCUGGACGCUGGUGACGGGUCCCUGGGGCCGGGAGCCAUCGGGGCCAUCGUCAUCGCCUCCCUCCUGGGCACCUCCGUGCUCGUGGCCUUGGUCGUCAUCACGCUGAGGAAGUUUUCGGCCUCCUGAGCUCAAUAAAGGCUUUUUC
Messenger RNA from Rhea pennata, 1524 nucleotides. It is a transcript of the gene SNORC, whose product is annotated as secondary ossification center associated regulator of chondrocyte maturation. Gene Ontology annotation, biological process: cartilage development. The transcript is spliced from 5 exons. NCBI's taxonomy places the organism in Eukaryota, Metazoa, Chordata, Aves, Rheiformes, Rheidae. Bases 1137 to 1505 code for a protein of 122 amino acids. The record is from RefSeq and is a predicted model, not a curated record. Gene Ontology annotation, cellular component: cell periphery.